Molecule: messenger RNA, 2254 nt
Organism: Styela clava
Lineage: Eukaryota; Metazoa; Chordata; Ascidiacea; Stolidobranchia; Styelidae
Product: dihydrolipoyl dehydrogenase, mitochondrial-like
Biological process (GO): pyruvate metabolic process; 2-oxoglutarate metabolic process
Cellular component (GO): oxoglutarate dehydrogenase complex; mitochondrion
Molecular function (GO): dihydrolipoyl dehydrogenase (NADH) activity; flavin adenine dinucleotide binding
Source: RefSeq, a predicted model, not a curated record
AGUAAUAUAAUUUAUUGUUUAUAUUUAAGCCAAAAUGUUCAAUUUAAAACUGAAUUCUGCAUUAGCUCGUAGACUUUCGAAAGGUUCCUCACUUGGAUUCAAUUGCUUGAAUGCCAGGACAAAUGCAACGGCCACUCAUGAUGCCGAUUUGACAGUGAUAGGAUCUGGACCAGGCGGUUAUGUCGCUGCUAUCAAAGCUGCCCAGCUAGGAAUGAAAACUGUUUGCAUAGAAAAGAGUCCAACCCUAGGUGGGACAUGUUUGAAUGUUGGAUGUAUACCAUCGAAAGCUCUUCUAAAUAAUUCUCAUUUAUACCAUCUUGCACAUGGAAAAGAUUUUGAAUCCAGGGGGAUUGAAGUUUCCAACGUUUCUGUUAAUCUAGAAAAAAUGAUGGGACAAAAAUCAUCUGCUGUAAAGGGUCUCACCGAUGGUGUUGCUGGAUUAUUCAAGUUCAAUAAAGUUACGCAUGUUCGAGGUCAUGGUAUGAUAAAAAGUCCAACACAGGUGAUAGCUACAAAUGAAGAAGGAAAUAGUGAAGUUAUCAAUACAAAAAAUAUAUUAAUUGCUACUGGCUCUGAAGUUACACCAUUCCCCGGUAUUGAAGUUGACGAAGAAAGGAUUAUUUCAUCGACUGGUGCUCUCAGCUUGAAAGCGAUUCCAAAAAGAUUGAUUCUUAUUGGUGCUGGAGUAAUCGGUGUUGAGCUAGGAUCUGUCUGGUCAAGAUUAGGUUCUGAAGUAACUGCGAUAGAAUUUCUUGGACAUGUUGGUGGAAUGGGUAUCGACAUGGAUGUUUCGAAAACGUUUCAACGCACUUUAAAGAAACAAGGAAUGAAUUUUAAACUCAAUACGAAAGUGAUAUCUGCUGAUAAAACAGACUCUUGUAUCAAAGUUAAUGUUGAGGCUGCAGCUGGAGGUAAACCAGAAACAUUAGAAUGUGAUGUUCUGCUUGUUUGUAUCGGUCGUAGACCAUAUACACAGGGACUGGGAUUAGAAAAUGUUGGAAUAACAACAAACAAACAAGGAAUCAUCUCUGUUGAUGAAAGGUUCCAAACAAGCUGUCCAGGUAUAUAUGCCAUCGGUGAUUGCAUUCCAGGUCCUAUGCUUGCCCAUAAGGCUGAGGAUGAAGGCAUUAUAUGUGUAGAAGGCUUAACUGGUGCACCAGUCCAUAUUGACUACAAUUGUGUGCCUUCUGUUAUUUAUACUCACCCAGAAGUUGGAUGGGUUGGCAAAACUGAAGAAGAUUUAAAGGAGGCAAAUAUUCCUUACAAAGUUGGUAAAUUUCCUUUCGCAGCUAAUAGCCGAGCAAAGACAAAUGCUGACACUGAUGGAUUUGUAAAAAUUCUUAGUCACAAAGAGACAGACAGAAUAUUGGGAGCUCAUAUCAUUGGUGGAGGUGCUGGCGAAAUGAUCAAUGAAGCCGUUCUUGCGAUGGAAUAUGGAGCUUCAUCUGAAGAUGUUGCAAGAGUUUGUCAUGCUCAUCCAACACUGUCGGAAGCUUUUAGAGAAGCGAACUUGGCUGCAUAUUUUGGCAAACCAAUCAAUUCAUUUUAAUGUCUAUCUAUUUGGAAAUAUUUUUGGCUUUAUAUAAAUAUUUAAAUAAUGCAAUGAGUUCACUCUUACAAACAGGUUGAAUAUUUAAUGAUAAAUACACAAUGUAGGGUAUGGGAUAGGCAACAAUAUGGCUAUGUAAUAAAUUGAUUCAAUUUAUUCUUUGAGUCAUUUAUACUUUGUUUUCACCAGAUAUGGAAUUAUUGAGAUGACUAAUAUGAAAACUUUGGUCUUUGUUUAUGACAGCAUUUCAUUAUUGCAACUGUGUAUUAUUCUCUAAUGGGUAUUGCCACGAUGAUAUGAAAUGAUCUUCAAGUAAUGAACGAACAUUACAAAAAAAAGAGUUAGACUGCUGUUCUUCUCGCACACUUGUUUAAAUUUCUCAUUUGCAAUUCUUUGUGCCCUGGACUUGUGCGAAAAUAUUUCUUUUGUUUUCAUUCCACAAUGUUAUCAAUCUUGCAUAUUGGUUAAAUUUUUUCCGGGAAUGGUUUUCAUGCCCAUUCUUGGCAAGAUGCGAGAUGCUGAAUUAGUUUAAAUCAAGAAUUUCAUAUCUCUGUAUCUGGCCAGGUAAUAAAAUAAAUGCAUAUUGAUGGUCUGUUAUAAAAAGUUUCCAUUUUCUCCAGUUUUUUUGUCAUCUUCAGUCUUUUCAUUGCGAUUCGAGAGUUAUUUUUUCUCUAUGUUAAAAAUGCAUAUUAUUCAUAAAUUUAG